ACAAACACCACAAAUAGAAACAAAAAAAAAACAUUCAAAAGAUUGAGAACAAUGACAUCGGUUCCGGUUCCGGUGACGACAAGCGGCGGCGGCAGGUGGUGCCCGACACCGGAGCAGGUGAUGUUGUUAGAGGGUAUGUAUAGAGGUGGCCUAAAAACACCAACUGCAACUCAGAUACAACAAAUUGUAUCAAGAUUAUCGGUUUACGGCAAAAUUCAAGGCAAAAAUGUCUUCUAUUGGUUUCAAAAUCAUAAAGCUCGUGACCGUCAAAAACUUCGAAAGAAAUUAAUGGCGUUGUACCAGCAACAUCGCCUUUAUCCUCCUACUCAAGACCAUCCAUUUCUUCCUCUUCAUCCGGUUGGUGGAGUUGAAGAUGUAUCAAAUAACAAACCAAUGAUGAACAACUGGAAGGUGGAUCUCCCAUCUGAACAUCAGCCCUGCAAACUCAUGUGUGAUUGCCCACUUAUGACAAUGAUGCUGAUGGAACAUCAUGGUAGAACAACACAUAGCUCAAGGAUACCACCAAAAACCCUACAACUAUUCCCACUCACCACCACAGAUCUCAAACAAGAUGAUGAACCCACCACCUCCAAACCCUAAUCUGCUUUUGACUUUUUAUAGUGUUUUAUUGAUAACUAAUUCAUAGUAAAAGAUGAAUACUAGUUAGAGUAAGCUAGGGUUAGAGUCAGGGCUAGGGUUUUAAAAAUAAGUUGUGGGUUUCUGUUAUGUCACUAGACCUUUGCAUAGCAGAAUAGUACUGGUACUAUAUAUAAAGAAAGGUGAAAGAUCUGAAUUGCCUAAAUAAGCUAGCAUUCAGUAUGUUUUUGUGGAUGAAAUUGAUGUGUCUGUUUCAUAA
Helianthus annuus (common sunflower) is the source of this 856-nucleotide messenger RNA. RefSeq names its product putative WUSCHEL-related homeobox 2. The coding region runs from base 52 to 600 and encodes 182 amino acids. Gene Ontology annotation, biological process: plant organ development. Gene Ontology annotation, molecular function: DNA-binding transcription factor activity; DNA binding. The record is from RefSeq and is a predicted model, not a curated record. NCBI's taxonomy places the organism in Eukaryota, Viridiplantae, Streptophyta, Magnoliopsida, Asterales, Asteraceae. The transcript has 2 exons.